AUGGAUUCUACACAAUUUAACUUUCUAAAGGUGGACAAGUACCAAAAUGAGUUUGACUGGUUAUACAUUGAGGAACAGUUAAAUGGAGCAUUAGAAUUACCAAAUACAUUCACUGGUGGCUAUGAAAAUUGCAUAACCAAUACCUUAUUUGAUUAUGAUCCAUACUUAUUUCAUCCCCAGCACCAAAACAAUCAAGUUGCCCAUUCUGGUUUCAAUGAUUUUGAAGAUGUCAUUCAAGAUUUCAGUUCAUGGGAUGUGAACUUUCCGUCGUCGUAUUAUGAAGAUAUUGUGGUGAAUGCUAUGCCAUUGAACACUAUGACUGAAGGUACUUUUGAGCUUUGUGACAUUAAUGUUGGGAAUGUUACAAGUGAAGUGCCCGAUGCAACUUCAAGAAUGUAUGAUCAGGAGAUGAAUAAAAGGCAGAGUGGAAGGCUGUGUAAAUCGGCUACGUUAGAAUUGGAGGAGAUUCAGAAGUACUUUGAUAUUCCAAUAACAAAAGCAGCAAAAGAACUGAAUGUUGGAUUGACUGUUCUCAAGAAGAGAUGCAGGGAACUUAAUAUCACUAGGUGGCCUCAUCGGAAACUCAAGAGCUUGAAGACUCUAAUUGACAAUGUGAAGGGUUUGGGAUUGGCGAAGGAGUUAGAAAUGCUAGAAGAGCACAAGAGAAUGAUAGAGCAGGUGCCAGAGAUGGAACUGACAGAGAGGACGAAGAAGUUGAGGCAGGCCUGUUUCAAGGCCAAUUACAAGAGGAGAAGGACUCUUGCAGCAGCUGCAACUUCUUCUUGA
This is a messenger RNA of Cornus florida, 786 nucleotides long. Its product is annotated as protein RKD4. The record is from RefSeq and is a predicted model, not a curated record. NCBI's taxonomy places the organism in Eukaryota, Viridiplantae, Streptophyta, Magnoliopsida, Cornales, Cornaceae. The transcript has 3 exons. Gene Ontology annotation, molecular function: DNA-binding transcription factor activity. Bases 1 to 786 code for a protein of 261 amino acids.